Messenger RNA from Agelaius phoeniceus (red-winged blackbird), 3989 nucleotides. It is a transcript of the gene NCAM1, whose product is annotated as neural cell adhesion molecule 1. Gene Ontology annotation, biological process: cell adhesion. Gene Ontology annotation, cellular component: membrane; neuron projection. NCBI's taxonomy places the organism in Eukaryota, Metazoa, Chordata, Aves, Passeriformes, Icteridae. The record is from RefSeq and is a predicted model, not a curated record. Gene Ontology annotation, molecular function: protein binding.
CCCGGCCCGCCGCUCCCUCCCGCCGGUGCGAUGCUGCUGCCGCUCGCCGUGCUGCCCUGCGCCUUCGUCCUGCUGCGGGCCGCAGCCUCUCUCCAAGUGGACAUCGUUCCAAGCCAGGGGGAGAUCAGCGUUGGAGAGUCCAAGUUCUUCUUAUGUCAAGUGGCCGGGGAGGCCAGGUCCAAGGACAUCUCGUGGUUCUCCCCGAACGGGGAGCGGCUGAGCCCGGGCCAGCAGCGCAUCUCGGUGGUGCGCAACGAUGACUUCUCCUCCACGCUCACCAUCUACAAUGCCAACAUCGACGACGCCGGCAUCUACAAGUGUGUGGUCAGCAGCCCCGAGGAGGGCGACUCCGAGGCCACUGUCAACGUCAAGAUUUUCCAAAAGCUGAUGUUCAAGAACGCUCCCACCCCCCAGGAGUUCAAGGAAGGGGACGACGCUGUGAUCGUGUGCGACGUGGUCAGCUCGCUGCCCCCCACCAUCAUCUGGAAGCACAAAGGCAGGGAUGUCAUCCUCAAAAAGGAUGUGCGCUUCAUCGUUCUGUCCAACAACUACCUGCAGAUCCGGGGCAUCAAGAAGACAGAUGAGGGCACCUACAGGUGUGAGGGGAGGAUCCUGGCCCGUGGGGAGAUCAACUUCAAGGACAUCCAGGUCAUCGUCAACGUGCCUCCCUCUGUGCGUGCCAGGCAGAGCACCAUGAACGCCACUGCCAACCUCAGCCAGUCUGUCACCCUGGCCUGCGAUGCUGACGGCUUCCCCGAGCCCACCGUGUCCUGGACAAAGGAUGGAGAGCCUGUGGAGGAGGUGGAGGAGGAGGAGGAGGACAAAUACAGCUUCAACUCGGACGGCUCCGAGCUGGUGAUCCACAGGGUGGACAAGAGCGACGAGGCCGAGUACAUCUGCAUUGCUGAGAACAAGGCUGGAGAGGCUGACGCCACCAUCCACCUCAAAGUCUUUGCCAAACCCAAGAUCACCUACGUGGAGAACAAGACAGCCAUGGAGCUGGAGGAUCAGAUCACGCUGACCUGCGAGGCCUCGGGGGACCCCAUCCCCUCCAUCACCUGGAGGAGCUCCAGCAGGAACAUCAGCAGCGAGGAGAAGGCUUCGUGGACCCGGCCCGAGAAACAAGAGACGCUGGACGGGCGGAUCGUGGUGCGCAGCCACGCUCGCGUCUCCUCGCUGACGCUCAAGGACAUCCAGUACACGGACGCGGGCGAGUACAUCUGCACUGCCAGCAACACCAUCGGCCAGGACUCGCAGGCCAUGUACCUGGAGGUGCAGUAUGCCCCCAAGCUGCAGGGCCCUGUGGCCGUGUACACCUGGGAAGGAAACCAGGUGAACAUCACCUGUGAGGUGUUUGCCUACCCCAGUGCUGUCAUCUCCUGGUUCCGGGAUGGGCAGCUGCUCCCCAGCUCCAACUACAGCAACAUCAAGAUCUACAACACCCCCUCAGCAAGUUACCUGGAGGUGACCCCAGACUCAGAGAAUGACUUUGGGAACUACAACUGCACGGCCGUGAACCGCAUCGGGCAGGAGUCCUCCGAGUUCAUCCUGGUGCAGGCAGACACGCCCUCGUCGCCCUCCAUCGGCAGGGUGGAGCCCUACUCCAGCAGCGCCCAGGUGGAGUUUGAGGAGCCCGAGGCCACGGGCGGGGUGCCCAUCCUCAGGUACAAGGCGGAGUGGAGGGCCCUGGGCGAGGGGGACUGGCACUCCAGGCUCUACGAUGCCAAGGAAGCCAACGUGGAGGGGACAGUGACCAUCACGGGGCUGAAGCCUGAGACCACCUAUGCAGUGAGGCUGUCAGCAGUCAAUGGCAAGGGCGUGGGGGAGCUCAGCCCGCCCGCCGAGUUCAAGACGCAGCCAGUUCGCAUCCCUCACCCACGGGAACCCAGUGCCCCCAAGCUGGAAGGUCACAUAGGAGAAGAUGGCAACUCCAUCAAGGUGAACGUCAUCAAGCAGGACGACGGUGGCUCCCCGAUCAGGCACUACCUGAUCAAGUACAAAGCUAAGCACUCCUCGGAGUGGAAGCCCGAGAUCCGGCUGCCGUCGGGCAGCGACCACGUCAUGCUGAAGUCCCUGGACUGGAACGCCGACUACGAGGUCUACGUGGUGGCCGAGAACCAGCAGGGCAAGUCCAAGCCUGCCCACUACGCCUUCCGCACCUCCGCCCAGCCCACGGUGAUCCCAGCCAGCACCAGCCCUGCCUCGGGCCUGGGCACUGCUGCCAUCAUUGGCAUCCUCGUGGUGGUGUUCGUGGCGCUGCUGGUGGCCGUGGAUGUCACCUGCUACUUCCUGAACAAGUGUGGGCUGCUCAUGUGCAUCGCCGUCAACCUGUGCGGCAAAUCCGGCCCGGGGGCCAAGGGCAAGGACAUGGAGGAGGGCAAGGCGGCCUUCUCGAAGGAUGAGUCCAAGGAGCCCAUCGUGGAGGUGCGCACGGAGGAGGAGAGGACCCCCAACCACGACGGGGGGAAGCACACGGAGCCCAACGAGACCACCCCGCUGACAGAGCCAGAGCACCCCGCCGACACCGCGGCCACCGUGGAGGACAUGCUGCCUUCUGUCACCACGGGCACCACUAACUCUGACACUAUCACUGAAACCUUUGCCACUGCCCAGAACAGCCCCACCAGCGAGAGCACCACGCUGACCUCCAGCGCUGCCCCGCCGCCCGCAGGGGCUCCCGACGGGGCCGCGGCUCCCGGCCAGGCCACCCCGGCCAAGGGCACGGCCGCCACCUCGGCAGUGUCACCAACACCCUCCUCCGCCCCCAAAGUGGCCCCUCUGGUCGAUCUCAGCGACACCCCCAGCUCUGCUCCGGCCACCAAUAAUUUAUCUUCAGGUGUGCUGCCGGGGCAGGCCGUGCUCAGCCCCAGUGCCGCCGAUGCCGCCCCAGCCGGGAGCAAGGCGGGCGCCCCCAGCCCCGCCAGCCUCACGAGCCCUGCAGCUCCCAACGAGGCCAAGCAGGAGGUGGCCAAGAGCCCCGAGAAGGAGCCCGUGCAGCCCAGCACGGUGAAGAGCCCGGCAGAGACCCCCAAGAACCCGAGCAACGCGAAGAGCGAGGCUGCCGCGGGCAGCGCCGCCAACCCCUCGCAGAACGAGGACUUUAAAAUGGACGAAGGGACCUUCAAGCCACCAGACAUUGACCUUGCCAAGGAUGUUUUUGCAGCUCUUGGCACUGCUUCUCCUCCUGCUGCCAACGGGGCUGGUGGGCAAGCCCCCGAGGCUGCUGCUGCCGCUGCAGACAGCUCUGCCCCCGCAAAGACCGAGAAAAUGCCAGCAGAGGACAAGGGCGCCGUGCAGGACAGGAAGAGCCCCGCGGCAGAGGUGAAGACGGUGCCCAACGAAGCCACACAAACAAAGGAGAGCGAGAGCAAAGCAUGAUCAGCACCAGAGGGGACGGCAGAAACCUUCACCCGAGCAUUGAAAUCACAACCCACACACCCAUCUCAUUCCUCUAGUGUCUGUUGCCUUUUUUUAAAAAAGAAAGACAAACAAACCAACCAGAAAAAUGCAUAAAUGGGGGGAGGGAGGGAAUGUCUCUUUUUUCCUUUUCUUUUUUAAUUUUUUCUCUUCUUCUCUUUUUUUUUUAAUUUUGAUUUCUAUUUUUUGCUUUCUUUGAGAUUUCUAGAAAGGUUCUAUUCGUUGUGCACUUGCUUUUAAAAAGUAAAACAUGUUAAAAACAGGGUUAAACCCGUCACCAAAUCAGGGCUCAGCUGGCCCUGUGUAUAUUCAAACAAGCAAACAUUGCAAUGCUGGUUGCAGUGUGGUUGGGAAGCUCAAAAUCAAGUAGUCCUAGACACAAAAAAAAACCACAAAAAAGACAAAAAAAAGAAAAGAGACCCUGUUGUUUCCUUUGUUAGUAUAGCAGAGAUAACCACUGUGCUGCUGGGCACAGCUGGUGCUUAAAGAACAAAGUCCACAAUUUAUUUUUAUACUUUUCAGUCGAGUUUGAAAUAUGUAAAGCCUCAUAAAUAAGUUAUAAUUUCUGUUCA